AUGCCAUGGUUGGCACGCUAUAAGCCCCAGAUCGACUGGUUAGCCAGAUCAGUGAGACGUCGAAGCAAGUUCGACGUCAGCGAAGUGUUCACCCAUCUCUUGGUGUCUCCAAGUGAUUGGCCGAACGUUACAGUCGUGGAUCGUACAUCCACGACACCGGCGGUACACAGAGUGAGCGAUGGCCCUCUCUGUACCGCUUGUUCCGUGCCCCUACGCACGAGUGAUGAUGUCUCCUCGCUUUGCAGCGAGGAGUCCGACGUGGACGAGCAGUGGCUCCCGCGUAAUGACGACGCGGACGAGCAGUGGCUCCCGCGCGACGACGACGCGGUCGAACAGCGGUUCCCGCACGAGAGAGUAGUGGUCGAACACGAACAAGUGUUCCCACCUGCACCCAUUGUGGUCGAGCAGAGGCUCCCACAAGGGCAAGAUGUGGCCGAGCAGGGGCUCGCCACCGAGUGUGACGUGGAUGGACAAGAGUCCCCACGUGCGGAAAUGAUGGUCGAACAGGGGUUCCCAUCGUCGCCUACUGUGGUCGAACAGAGUUUCCCACGUGAGCAAGACGUGGUCGAGCAGGGGCUCCCACAGGAGUUUGUGGCGGUAGAGCAGGGGCUCCCACAGGAGUUUGUGGCGGUAGAGCAGGGGCUCCCGCAUCAUGCGUCGACGGACGAGUAUGGACUACUCCCGUCACGCGAUUUCGACGUCCUGGAUGAGGACAUCCAGCGUCUAGAGGGGGGUGCAGAUUUAACACCUGACUGCGGUUCGCCAGCUUCGAGCAAGGACUCGAAGCACGAUGGGGACGCAAGCUACGAGAACUCAGCGUUGGAAUGUGUCCACGCUAUUGUGUACGUGGACGGGAGUCCACAAAGGCGCCAAUACAUUGAGGUCGCGAGUCCACCUCGCGACGCGUCGUCGAUUACGAGCCUUCCAGGACUCUCCUGGAAGCAUUUUCUACGUGACCUCAUGGGAGGCACGGUGGAACAAGUAUGUCUGGUCACCAACGAGGUGACCUAUGAGCCGAAUGAGGAGCGAAUGACGCGCCCUCGAAGCGCUGAGCAAAAGUCAGCGCGCGAAGAAAGAUUUGCGUCGCAAUCUUGGGAGGCUCUGCGCGAGUCUGGUAACCCUGUUUACGACAUUGCACGAGAGUACGCCGACGUGUUCCCGGACAAGAUUCCGGCCAAACUCCCUGCCGAUCGUGGCGUGCGGCACGAGAUUGAUCUCGUGCCAGGAUCGAAAUAUUGUGUGACACGCCAGUGGUCGUUGCCUCGAGACCAAGUCGAGGAUAUUGAUGCAUUCUUCGAAGGUCGUCGCAAGGCCGGUCAUGUGCGUGAGAGUGUCUCACCCCAUUCGAGCCCAACCUUCUGCGUGAAGAAGGCUACGGGAGGCUGGCGUAUAGUGCAUGCGUUUAACAAGCUCAACGAUGCCACUAUUCCUGCCCAAACGCCUAUCCCCAGGAAAGACAUGGUUCUAAACUCCAUGUCAGGUAGCGUCAUCUUCAGCGCCAUCGAUCUGACCGAUGGCUUCUACCAGAUCUUGAUGCUACAGACUGACAUACCACUCACUGCGGUGUCCACCCCGAGUGGUAUGCUAUGGGAGUGGCUGGUGAUGCCACAAGGAUUGAAGAACGCACCAGCCACUUUCAAUCGCAUGGUAUCUCAAGUGUUGAGACCGCUUCGAGACUUUGCUCCUAGCUACUUCGAUGACAUUUUUGUCCACAGUCGCGCUGAGGGCAACCUCAGUGCUGUCCAAGUCUACCUUCAACACCUGAAGCAGGUGUUUCAAGUCAUGCGAGAUAACAAGUUAUUUGCAAACUUGAAGAAGUGUGCAUUCUGUGCACCGGAGAUUCCGGUGCUGGGCUGCUACGUGAGUAAAUCGGGUGUUCGAGCCGAUCCAGAGAAGGUGUCGUCAAUCUGUUCUUGGCCCACACCCAAGAGCCCUACGGAGUUACGUCAAAGGCUCGGUCUAGCUAAUUACUUGCAUAAGUACACAAAGGAUUACGCCGGUUCUAUACAGCCCCUGUCGUCACUUCUGAAGAAAGACGCAACGUGGUCGUGGCGUCCCGAACAUCAAGCAGCCUUUGACGCAGUGAAGAAGAGCCUGGCGUCGGCGCCAGUGUUGAUACUCCCUGACGACACCAAGCCGUUUCACGUCGUGUGUGAUGCAAGUGACUUUGCAAUUGGUUGCGCCCUCAUGCAGUUUGAUCAUGAGGGCCGUGAACGAGUCGUGAGCUACCAGUCACGACAGAUGAAGCCAGCAGAGAAGAACUAUCCGGUUCACGAUAAGGAACUGCUAGCGAUGCGCUAUGCACUCAUCAAGUUUCGUGUCCACCUACUGGGCGAACGCACGUUCGCCCUGUGUACUGAUCAUGCAUCGCUGCGAACAGCAAUGAAGAGCCCACACCUGUCACAGCGGAUGGCACGGUGGCUCUCUUUCUUCUCCGAGUACAACUUCGUCGUGCACUACAAGCCAGGAAAGACCAACAUUUUUGCUGACGCACUGUCACGACGCCCAGAUUACGAUCCUCGUAUGGCACUGAGUCGUCAGGCAACUGACGACGAAGAUGAAGACGAUCGAUGUGCGACGUGUGUGUCGUUGAAUCUAACUCGGGUCACACCCGAGUUAUGCCUUUUCGAUGAAAUUGUCGCGGCUUACGCGAACGACCCGGAUUACGCGGACAUUAUCGCCUAUCUGCGCGCUCCCAGUGAGGCUGCACUGGGAGCUCUUUCGCGAACGAAGCGUGAUUACAUUCGACGAUACAGUAUGGACGGUGAUUUGCUGUUAUAUAGCAUCGACAAAUUCGAUGCACCUCGAACGGUGAUUGCGAAUGACUUGGAUUUGCGUGCUCGUAUCAUCCACGAGUAA
Molecule: messenger RNA, 2859 nt
Organism: Peronospora matthiolae
Lineage: Eukaryota; Oomycota; Peronosporomycetes; Peronosporales; Peronosporaceae
Source: the annotation of a GenBank genome assembly